Molecule: messenger RNA, 4542 nt
Organism: Thunnus maccoyii (southern bluefin tuna)
Lineage: Eukaryota; Metazoa; Chordata; Actinopteri; Scombriformes; Scombridae
Gene: zbtb22b
Product: zinc finger and BTB domain containing 22b
Exons: 5
Coding region: 171-2570 (799 amino acids)
Biological process (GO): regulation of transcription by RNA polymerase II
Molecular function (GO): protein binding; RNA polymerase II cis-regulatory region sequence-specific DNA binding; DNA-binding transcription factor activity, RNA polymerase II-specific
Source: RefSeq, a predicted model, not a curated record
GCUGUCUGCUGCUGCAGAGCUCAGAUGGGAAGAACAUUUCCAAAAAAUGGUCCUCAAACUUCAGGGCCUGGAUAAACCGGCGGGACAAGCUGCCUUCAGCUCGGUCACAGGCUGCACUUCAGCAGGCUGCAGUGUCAACUGAAAACGCCCUAGAUUCCUUGCUCAACCAGAUGCAGUCCCUGCCCAUGGAAGUGGGCAGCAGCAGCAGCAGCAGCUCGGCUCCCAGCGACACAUCUGGCUCGGUGGUGCAGGUGUGCUUCCCCAGCGCUCAGACCUCCGUGCUGGACAGCCUGAACCGGCAGAGGGAGGACGGCAGGCUCUGUGACCUCUCCAUCCACGUCCAGGGACAUGUGUUUAAGGCCCACCGCUGCGUCCUGGCCGCCUCCUCACCCUACUUCCAUGACCAGGUACUACUGAAGAACAUGUCCACGGUCACCAUCCCGGCGGUGAUGGACCCGCUGGCGUUCGAGAGCGUGCUGAGCUGCGCCUACACUGGUCAGCUCCGGAUGCUGCGCGACGACAUCGUCAACUACCUCACCGUGGGCAGCGUCCUGCAGAUGUGGCACAUCGUGGACAAAUGCACAGAGCUGCUGAAGGAGGGCCGGGCCGCAGUGGGAGGAGGAGGUGCUGGGGGAGGAGGUGGCAGCGGCGUGCAGGACAGAGCCAGCGUCGGUGGAGGCGGAGGGUCAGGUAACCCCGGGUGCAGCAGCAGCAACAGCGACAGCAAUGCAGGUGGAGGCACUGUAGGUAGUGGAGGGGGUAGUGAUGGCGGUAUCGGUCGCGAGCAAGCCCAGGUUGUAGGUUCCAAUGAGCCCCAGCGGGCGCCCCAGCCUCCCAGCCGCCCGUCAGUGAGUGAGAGCCAGUCUCCCAGCAGCACCAACUACUUCAGCCCCAGAGAUGGAAGCAGUUUCGGGGGAAGCAGCGCAGCUGCAGCCGGGGCUUCAGUGGACGGAGGUGGGGCCAGCAACACACCCAGCUACUGUACCCCAUCUGGAGGAGAGGAGGCCUUCCUGAUUGAAGAAGAGGAGGAGGACAUAGAGGAGGAAGAGGAGGAGGUGUUGUACCAGCAAAGGAAGAGAGGAAGAGGAGGAGGCAGCGGGAGGAGGAAGAAAAUGAGCUCAGUGCCAGAGCAGGAAGUGGGAGUCAGCGAUAGCUUUGGUGUGUCCUCCUAUCAGGAUGGGGAGGACUCGGCCUUGCCACUGCAGAAACGCCCCACCUACAGUCAGCCCAGCAUCAUGCCCCGCAAGCAGUGGGUGGUGGUGAAAACCGAACGCACAGAGGACGACGACCUCAUCGUCGUGUCCGGGGAGGAGGGAGGAGAGGAGGAAGAUGACGAUGACGAGAGGGAACUGGAGAUGGCCAGAGAGAGGGAGAGAACUGACUUCAACAUCUCCAAUGUUCGGAGUCUUUCUGCAGAGCUCGGCGGCAGAGACGACAUGGACUCGCAGGUGGACUACUGCCAGUCUUCAGAGGACUACCUCAAGUUUGAAGGCAGUUUAAUGGACCAGACUUUAGCUCAGCACCUUCAUGACAGUGCAGCAGGUCAGGGUCAGAGCCAGAGUGCUAACCGUGCCGUUUCAGCGCUGCUGGGCCAGGUUCAGUCUGCAGCCACGGCCCGGGCCCAGCUGUUCCCUCUGGACAUGCAGGGGAACCAGAUCCUCCUCUACAGCCAGGCCUCCGGGCUCUCCCUGGACUCUGCCCCGCCUCCCCUUGGGAUGGGAGGCGGUAUGAUUGGAGGGGCUUCUUUCAAAGGUCCCAAUCUGGAACACGGUGCGGUCCACCUGUCGGUGCAGGGCGGUUUAGGGGUCGAUGGCAUGGACGGCGGGGGGAAUGGCGGUGGAAGUGGCAGCGGCGGAAGCGGCAGUGGCAGCGGGGGUUCUGGGAAAGUGUUUAUGUGCCACUGUGGGAAAACCUUCACUCACAAGAGCAUGAGGGACCGCCACAUCAACAUGCACCUGGACCUGAGGCCCUUCCACUGCCCCGUCUGCGCCAAGAAGUUCAAGAUGAAGCAUCACCUCACAGAGCACAUGAAGACGCACACGGGCCUCAAGCCGUACGACUGCCUCGGCUGCGGCAAGAAGUUCAUGUGGCGCGACAGCUUCAUGAGGCACCGCUCGCACUGCGAGAGGCGCAGCGGGAUGGGAGAGGGCGGCGAAGGCGGGGGCAGCGGCGAGGGAGGGAGAAGAGGAGGAGGAGGAGGAGGUGAGGAUGGGUCAGAUUUGAUUCCCUCCCCGCACCUCCUCCUCUCACCGGGUGAGGGAGGUCAGGGUGGUAUUCUGGGAGGGGGGAGAGGGGGCGCGUCUGCUCCGUCUCCACAUCUUUCAGGCGCUGUUCUGUCAACGCAGCACGCCAGCAUCUCAGCCUCUGGAGGUAGCAGCAGUAACAGCAACUUGAGUAACAGCUCUGCUCUGAGCAACAACAUGGUCGCCGCAGGGGCGCUUCUAGGGGUCGUCUCUCAGAGUCCGGGUCAAGGCCAGGGAUCAGGGAUGUUUGGUGGUCUAGGGUUGGGUCGAAAUGUGUGUAACGAAGACGUGUGUGAAGUCAGUGCCAAUGAUAGUAGCGUGACUUAAACCAAAAUGACGUGUUAUGUCCAGCGGGCGCCUCUUUCGGAGCUAGCAGUCGUUCUUCUGGCUCCUGCUGCUGUUUUAUAAAUAUUGUACACUUUAAAGAAGCACAGAGCUCCUCUGAAAUACUUAUAACUGCCAACAUUUAGUAUUUCAAGCAGAAAGUGCGUACUUUGUCAAUAGGGGAGGGGGGGGGAAGGUGAGGCUCCCGUUGGACAGACAACCUAAAGAACCUGUAGGUGUUUACAGAAAAAAAAUGGGACUCCAGUCGACUGUCGUGGCGUGAAGUUUGUGGAUGUGCUCUGCACCGCCAACACAGUAAAACUUUGGGAAACUUGCCUCAGAAAAAGUGGCCUCAUUAAAAUGGACCUUUUGUCUCAGUGAGUAAGCUAUUGUUUUAAAUAUCCAAGAUAAUAUUUCUAUUUUUGUUUUUGCUUUUUUUUGUUUUGUUUUUGUUUUGUUUUGUGAAAGAAUGUGUGUGUGUGUGUGUGUGUGUCAAGAGGAAACCAAAAAUGAAAAGACAGUCCCUCACCAACAGUUAACAUUAUAGUAUCAGUAGUGUAGAAAAAUGGCUGUUCUAAAUUGCUGUGAUUUUCUGCAGUGUUGUGUUGUGAUAUAUCGCUGUCCUUGGAUUUAUGAAAAGAAACACAAAUCUGCAAAAUAAUUUAGGAAAGAAAAUAAAGAAAAUGACACUUCUGUGUGUCGCAAGUUAGACAAAAAAAAAUGUAGUUUCAAGCCCUCGAGGCUCAUGAAACUCACUCAGCACAUAAACGACUUUUAUUUAAUGUUCAGUUCAGUCGAGAGAAAUGAAGCUGCAGAUUUGUGUUUUAUUUAAUCCACCCACAGCAGAGGUACUUUUUUUUUCCUGCCUCAGUGUCCCAUGUAACUGAACAACUGUCAGCACUGCCAUGUUGUUUUAGAUGAUACUAUGGUGCUGAUUUGCCUGAAGCCCAUCCUGGAUUACAGUAAAAGGCACAAUCAUUUAUCCUCAUCGACCUGAUAGAUCACAGAGACAUGCGUACAGGCCGCGAUAUUUACCAGACAGGUACGAUUUUCAACCAAUUUCAAAACUUAAUGUUUGGCUGCCGACAUAGCAAAAGUCCAAGAUGAAUUUUGGAUACAUACAGACACUAUUACCUGUAAUUCAAACGCUCAUUUUCAAACUUUGCCGUUAACAGAGUUCUUGUGCUUUCAGAAGUAUAUUCUUACUGUAAAUAUACAAAAAUAUAUGUUGUUUAUUCAUCAGACCCUCAACAAAUAAUAACCUUAAUUACUGACGCGUUUUCUGCAGUGAGUGUCUGAAGGAGUUAAAUCGGUCGUUCAGGAAGUGUUUGGAAGAAUUUCAGAUGGUACUGUUCUGUUUUAGGUUUUUUAAUAUCAUCUUUAUCUGAAGUGCGUCUCUCUUCUAAUGUUUAGUUCAAUUUUGUGAAACCUAUCAAAGGUAGAUGGUAGUUUUACCUAAGCUAUACGAUGUAUAGUGUGUUUACAAGCGUACCUCUUCAGAAUGGUUGACAAAGUAGAAUAUAAUCAAGCUUUGAAGAGCAUCUCCUUUUUCACAAAAAAAGUCACAUUUUAUUUCUCUACAUUACAACAUUUUGUCAUGAACAGUGCUAAACUGUUACUUUUUCUUCUUGAUGUCACUGUUUUAAUUGUGCGUGCAGGAAUUUUCUUUGGAUUUGGAUUCCAAUCAUUUCCACUGGUAGAUUUUUCUUCCUGCAGUAAUUUUAAAAGCAUUACAGAGUCCGACAGGUCCUGACUUCCCAAACGUGUGAAAACGUUGAGAGAAUCUUUGUCUCCCUACAGAUAAAAGAGAAAGCAGUAAGCAGUGUUUCCCUCUCUGUUUCUAUUUAGCAGCUGUGGUUUUGUUUCUGGUGUCACACAUCUUCCUGUUUUGGCUUUGGAUGGUAAUAAUUCAAGCACUUUGUUAUGAAAAAGCACUAGUUUGAAACAUAAGCUAAAUGUUGGUUUGGUUCAAAUA